AUGUCAUUUUGUAUUCUCACAACAGUCAGGGAGCUCUGGGAUGGGGUGGGGGACAGAGAGGGAGAAUACUAUCUCUCCCUUCCAGUGGUUAGAAAGGGGCAGGGUGCUUCAUGUAUUUCAUGGUCUAGGAAUGGUAACUUGUUAGGAAUCCUGCAAGCUCAAGAGGAGAUUCUCCAUCAGGAGGGGCACAGCAAGGGGGUCUAUGACAUCGCCUUCCACAUUGAUGGCUCUCUUGCUGGGACUGGUGGCAGGGAUGUCUUUGGUCGGGUGUGGGAUCUGCGUACUGGGCGCUGGAUCAUGUUCCUGGAGGGCCACCUGAAGGAAAUCUAUGGGAUUAACUUCUCCCCAAAUGAAUAUCACAUAGCAACUGGCAGCGGGGACAACACAUGCAAAGUGUGGGACCUCCGCCAGAGGAAGUGUGUCUAUACCAUACCUGCCCACCAGAACCUGGUGACCGGAGUGAAGUUUGAACCUACGCAUGGUAACUUCCUGUUCACCGGUGCUUAUGAUAACACAGCCAAGAUCUGGACUCACCCAGGCUGGUCCCCUCUGAAAACGCUGGCUGGCCACAAGGGAAAAGUAAUGGGACUGGAUAUCUCCUCAGAUGGGCAGCUAAUAGCAACAUGCUCAUAUGACAGGACCUUCAAAUUGUGCAUGGCAGAGUAGCUCUGAGCUGCCAGUGACCCAGGACAGGGAAUAUCACAGACUGGGCUGUCCCUGCAUUUUUAUAUUAAAAAA
Mauremys mutica (yellowpond turtle) is the source of this 738-nucleotide messenger RNA. Its product is annotated as U4/U6 small nuclear ribonucleoprotein Prp4-like. The transcript has a single exon. Lineage: Eukaryota; Metazoa; Chordata; Testudines; Geoemydidae. The record is from RefSeq and is a predicted model, not a curated record. Gene Ontology annotation, cellular component: U4/U6 x U5 tri-snRNP complex. Gene Ontology annotation, biological process: mRNA splicing, via spliceosome. The coding region runs from base 1 to 666 and encodes 221 amino acids. Gene Ontology annotation, molecular function: protein binding; U6 snRNA binding; U4 snRNA binding.